CGCCGUCAAGCUGUUCGGUGAAUUGCUAGACCACGCUAGGCCGGCCUCGGUGAUCGCCAUCAAUCAGCUCCUCGCCGCCGUCUCUCGCGCCCAGCGCAGGGGCUCCUCCUCCUCGGAGCUCGUCCCCUCCCUCUUCAACCGGAUGGCCCGUGCUUGCUCCAACAAGGUAGCUCCCGACCUGCACACCUACAGCAUCCUCAUAAACUGCUUCUGCCGAAUGGGACGCCUGGAGCUUGGUUUCACCGCCUUUGGCCUCAUCCUUAAGACAGGCUGGAGGGUGAAUGGCAUAGUCAUCAGUCAACUGCUCAAAGGUCUCUGUGACAGAAAGUGCGUGUCUGAGGCUAUGGACAUAUUGCUCCGACGAAUGCCUGAGUUUGGCUGCACGCCAGGUGCAGCUUCAUACAGCACAGUUCUAAAGGGUUUAUGCAACGAAAAGAGAGGUGAGGAGGCACUUGAGCUGCUCCACGUGAUGGCCGAUGAUGGAGGUGGUGGAUGCCCACCAGAUGUCGUGGCGUACAACAUUGUCAUCAAUGGCUUAUUUAGAGAGGGUCAGGUGGACAAAGCUUACAACCUAUUUCGUGAAAUCGAUAACCAGGGGAUUUUGCCGACUGUUGUGACCUACACCACAGUCAUCGAUGGCCUAUGCAAAGCUCAAGCUGUUGAGAGGGCCGAGGGUGUCCUUCGGCAGAUGGUUCAUAAAGGUGUCAAGCCAAAUAAUCAAACAUAUACUUGCCUGAUCCAUGGAUAUUGCUCUUCAGGACAGGGGAAAGAGGUGGUUCGAAUGCUCAAAGAAAUGUCUGCACAUGGUUAUCAGCCAGAUAUUGUCACUUGUAAUUUGCUGAUGGAUUACCUUUGCAAGAGUGGAAGAUGCACAGAGGCUAGAAAGAUUUUUGAUUCUAUGAUUGAAAAGGGCACAAAACCUGAUGUAACUACAUAUAACACUCUGCUUAAUGGGUAUGCUACCAAAGGAGCACUUUCUGAUAUGCAUGGUCUAUUGGAUUUGAUGGCAGGAAAUGAUAUUUCACCUGACCAUUGUACCUUUAACAUAGUUCUCUGGGCAUAUGCUAAAGGUGGUAAGAUAGAUGGGGCAAUGCAUAUAUUUGACCAAAUGAGGCAGCAAGGGUUGAGUCCAGAUGUAGUCAGCUAUGGAGCAAUAAUAGAUGCAUUUUGCAAGAUGGGAAGAGUAGAUGAAGCUAUGCUUAAAUUCAAUCAGAUGAUCUAUGAAGGGGUGAGUCCUGAUAUCAUUGUAUUUAGCUCACUAGUUUACGGACUGUGCACUGCUGACAAAUGGGAGAAGGCUAAUGAAUUAUUUUCUGAAAUGCUGAAUCAAGGGAUCCAUCCCAAUGCCUUGUUCUUCAACACAAUAAUGUGUAACCUUUGCAGAGAAGGACGAGUCACGGAAGCCCAGAGUCUCCUUGACUUGAUGGUACGUGUAGGUGUGAGGCCUGAUGUUAUCUCAUAUACUACGUUAAUGGAUGGCCACUGCUUAGCUGGUAGGAUGAAGGAAGCUAUGAAGUUACUUGAUGAUAUGGUCCGAGUUGGCUUGAAACCAGAUGCCUUUUCUUAUAAUACUUUGCUUCAUGGCUAUUGUAGAGCUGGCAGGAUAGAUGAUGCAGUUAGACUAUUCAGAAAAAUGUUAAGCAAUGAAGUUAGGCCUGGAAUUGUCACUUAUACCAUGGUACUUCAGGGUUUAUUUCGGUCUGGGAAAUUUUCUGAAGCAAAAGAACUCUAUAUCAAUAUGAUCAAAAGUGGAAUGCAGCUGAACAUUUACACGUACAACAUAAUUCUGAAUGGUCUUUGCAAAAAUGAUUAUGUUGAUGAGGCAUUUAAAAUAUUUCAGAGUCUAUGUUCUAAGAGUUUUCAACUUCACAUUAGUACCUUCAAUAUUAUGAUUGAUGCUUUUCUCAAAAGUGGCAGAAAGGAAGAUGCUAUGGAUAUGUUCACUGCUAUCUCUGCCCAUGGUUUAGUUCCAAGUGUUGUGACCUAUCGCUUAAUCAUACAAAAUCUCAUAAAAGAAGGGUUGCUAGAAGAGUCUGACAAUCUGUUUUUAGCAAUGGAAAAGAGUGGAUGCACUCCAGACUCUCGUAUUCUAAAUGCUCUAGUUAGGGGUCUGUUGCAUAGAGGUGAGAUAAUGAGGGCUGGGGCUUACCUCUCCAAAAUUGAUGAGAUGAACUUCUCACUUGAGGCAUCCACUACUUCCUUGCUAAUAUCAGUUUUCUCGAGGGAGACAUAUCAGCACCAUGCAAAGUCCCUGCCUGAAAAGUACCAUUUUCUUGUGGAUGUCAAUAGAAAUGCUGUUGUGUUGGUGCGGUUAAGUGUUUAUCUCCAGGUACCCUGCACUCAUGGUGAUAAAAUAUAUGAUCUGGACCUCUUGAUCCUUGACAACGCCCACUCCACGCCGCGGCCACCGCCGGUAGCAUUCCAGAUCCAUCGCUCGCCCACUCCACGCCGCAGAACGCGCUGUUCCGCCCCCACCGAUCGAGCCGCCACGCCCGACCCGGAGGCGGAUGCAGGGCCGCCCAUCCGUCUCCUCGCCGGGCCGCUAGCCGUGCCGUGCCCCGCCGGCAUGUCCUGCCGCGUGCGCGACCGCUGCUUGGAGCUGGAGCGCGCCAUCGUUGGCCGCGUUAGCUCGGGAAAAAGCCUCGGUAUCGAUGACGCCGUCAAGAUGUUCGACGAAUUGCUCCCCCACGCCAGGCCGGCCUCGGUUCGCGCCUUCAACCACCUCCUUACCUCCAUCUUUCGCGCCCAGGGAAGGGGCUCCUCGACCUCCGCGCUCGUCGUGUCCCUCUUCAACCGGAUGGUCCGUGCCUCCCCGAACAAGGUGGCUCCCAAUGCGUCCACCUACAACAUCCUCAUCGGUUGCUUCUGCCGCAUGGGACGCCUGGAGCUUGGUUUCGCCUCCUUUGGCCUCGUCCUCAAGGCGGGCUGGAGGGUGCAAACAGUCAUCAAUCCGCUUCUCAAAGGUCUCUGUGACACAAAGAGGGUGGAUGAGGCCAUGGACAUAUUACUCCGACGAAUGCCCGAGUUUGGCUGCCCACCAAAUGUCGUGGCGUACAGCAUCGUCAUCGAUGGCUUAUUUAGAGAGGGUCAGGUGGACAAAGCUUACAACCUAUUUCGUGAAAUCGAUAACCAGGGGAUUUUGCCGACUGUUGUGACCUACACCACAGUCAUCAAUGGCCUAUGCAAAGCUCAAGCUGUUGACAGGGCCGAGGGUGUCCUUCGGCAGAUGGUUCAUAAAGGUGUCAAGCCAAACAAUCAGACAUAUACUUGCCUGAUCCAUGGAUAUUGCUCUUCAGGACAGGGGAAAGAGGUGGUUCGAAUGCUCAAAGAAAUGUCCGCACAUGGUCAUGGUCCUAAUGUUGUCACUUGUAAUUUGCUGCUGGAUUACCUUUGCAAGAGUGGAAGAUGCACAGUGGCUAGAAAGAUUUUUGAUUCUAUGAUUGAAAAGGGCACAAAACCUAAUGUAACUACAUAUAACACUCUGCUUAAUGGGUAUGCUACCAAAGGAGCUCUUUCUGAUAUGCAUGGUCUAUUGGAUUUGAUGGCAGGAAAUGAUAUUUCACCUGACCAUUGUACCUUUAACAUAGUUCUCUGGGCAUAUGCUAAAGGUGGUAAGAUAGAUGGGGCAAUGCAUAUAUUUGACCAAAUGAGGCAGCAAGGGUUGAGUCCAAAUGUAGUCAACUAUGGAGCAAUAAUAGAUGCACUUUGCAAGUCGGGAAGAGUGGACGAGGCUAUGCUCAAAUUUAAUCAGAUGAUCUAUGAAGGGGUGAGUCCUGAUAUCAUUGUAUUUAGCUCACUAGUUUAUGGACUGUGCACUGCUGACAAAUGGGAGAAGGCUAAUGAAUUAUUUUCUGAAAUGCUGAAUCAUGGUGUCCAUCCCGAUUCCACGUUCUUCAACACAAUAAUGUGUAACCUUUGCAGAGAAGGACGAGUCACGGAAGCCCAGAGUCUCCUUGACUUGAUGGUGUGUGUAGGUGUGAGACCUGAUGUUAUCUCAUAUACUACGUUAAUGGAUGGCCACUGCUUAGCUGGUAGGAUGAAGGAAGCUAUGAAGUUACUUGAUGAUAUGGUCCGAGUUGGCUUGAAACCAGAGGCCUUUUCUUAUAAUACUUUGCUUCAUGGCUAUUGUAGAGCUGGCAGGAUAGAUGAUGCAGUUAGACUAUUCAGAGAAAUGUUAAGCAAUGAAGUUAGGCCUGGAAUUGUCACUUAUAGCAUGGUACUUCAGGGUUUAUUUCGGUCUGGGAAAAUUUCUGAAGCAAAAGAACUCUAUAUCAAUAUGAUCAAAAGUGGAAUGCAGCUGGACAUUUACACGUACAACAUAAUUCUGAAUGGUCUUUGCAAAAAUGAUUAUGUUGAUGAGGCAUUUAAAAUAUUUCAGAGUCUAUGUUCUAAGGGUUUUCAACUUCACAUUAGUACCUUCAAUAUUAUGAUUGAUGCUUUUCUCAAAAGUGGCAGAAAGGAAGAUGCUAUGGAUAUGUUCACUGCUAUCUCUGCCCAUGGUUUAGUUCCAAGUGUUGUGACCUAUUGCUUAAUGAUAGAAAAUCUCAUAAAAGAAGGGUUGCUAGAAGAGUCUGACAAUCUGUUUUUAGCAAUGGAAAAGAGUGGAUGCACUCCAGACUCUCGUAUGCUAAAUGCUCUAGUUAGGGGUCUGUUGCAUAGAGGUGAGGUAAUGAGGGCUGGGGCUUACCUCGCCAAAAUUGAUGAGAUGAACUUCUCACUUGAGGCAUCCACUACUUCCUUGCUAAUAUCAGUUUUCUCGAGGGAGGAAUAUCAGCACCAUGCAAAGUCCCUGCCUGAAAAGUACCAUUUUCUUGUGGAUGUCAAUAAAUGAGGAUUUUUUCAGAGGAAUUGGAUUCUCAACUGUGUUGAGACAUCUUUUAUGUGGCGCAUAAAUUUGUUGGAGUGAUUAUGUCUAUCCAUUGCAGUGAAUAUUUCUGUCUCAUGCUCUAAGUUACUUGCCAUAUUCUGUGGUCUCCUUUGUUUAGAGAAAUGUUAUCAUGAUAGUGCUCUUCAGUAUCAAGUUUAUCACCAAGUAAAAAUUAUCUUGUUUUCAGUUGCACUUAUAUUUACAACAGGGAUCAAUUUACAUGUUGAUGGUUCAAGAAGGUUUGGAUGCUUUUCGUUGCAUAAUUUGUUAAGAAAUCCUGCACUUCCAAGGAUAAAAUAAAUCAUAAGUGUUUACUGCUUGCAAUUCAAUGUAUCUAGUAAAUCCAAUACUAUCAUUCUUUGGAAUAUGGAUUAAUAGAUAAGGAACAGACUCUAAUGGGAAAAAAAUGUUUGUUUAGUAUAAAGUGUUUACCAACUCUGUCACCAUUAUCUUCUACAUUGGUUAUUCUUUAGAUGUUUUUGAAGGUAUUGAUUUUAUAUUCCCUGUUGAUGCAUAUCAGCAUGUUGCAUAAUCAGUUCACAAAACCACUACUGUCCAUAAUGUUCUGGUUAGCCUUGCUUGUUGACAUGGUUUUACCUUUCUGCAGCUGUAUUAUCUAUGUGUUACUUGUUGGCACUCUUUUUUAUGACUUCAGUUGAAUAUUGUGUUUGGGAAGUUGCAUACUUGGAUGAAGUUGAAUAUUUGAUGCCACUUGAAAGGCUGGGCGCUUCCAACAACUGUAGCCCUUUAAAGGUUGGCACACUCCUUCCUUAAUAACUCCAUUGUCGAAUCAUGCUUUCUUUGUUCACUUUUCAUGUUUCACAUAUUGAGUAAUGUUUCUGAUGCUUCGAGUUCCUUGUUUGUUCGGUUGGUUUUUGUUUUCUGCGGCUAUGCCUGCACCGGUUGCUACUGGGGAGUCCAUGGUAAAUUACCUUGAAAAAUGCAGCAGUACUCUCCAUGUAUUGCACAUAUUGUUUGUAUUUACUUCUGUAUUCGACCACCCUCCAAAGGUUGGGCCUUCCUGUAGUUCCAAGAUAUUGUGUAUGUGCUUUAUGGAUGUCCCUGACUCCUUGCAUGGGUUGCAGUUCUAUGUCCAUACAAGAGCAGUGGAAGUUCCCAGUAUGGCAGUAUGUCUGUUUACAGUAUCAAUUUUUGUAAGUCUCCUGGUCAUCUGAACUCAAAAAAAUUUCAUGAUAGCAUCUUUAGCGUGUGUUCAGGAUCAGGCAUGUCUUUUGCUUGCACUUAGAAUGGUUGUAAUUCCAGAGCAAUGAAGUGAGACUUUGUGCUCCUCUGCAAGCAACUGCAGUUUCAAUGGCAACAGCAUCAACAUGAGAAUGAAAUCUAGAGCUCAAUUGAGACAGUAUUAUUGCUACAAUAAUCUAAAAUGUGAAAAACUGUAUAAUUCACUGGCAUAAAAAAAGUUUUUUGAAACUUCAGCUGAAAGAAUGUAUGAACGUUGGCUCUGUUAGGACAGCACACGACCGAAGAU
Molecule: messenger RNA, 6356 nt
Organism: Panicum hallii
Lineage: Eukaryota; Viridiplantae; Streptophyta; Magnoliopsida; Poales; Poaceae
Product: pentatricopeptide repeat-containing protein At5g55840-like
Exons: 4
Coding region: 143-4831 (1562 amino acids)
Molecular function (GO): protein binding
Source: RefSeq, a predicted model, not a curated record